AGCUUGUUAUCACAGCGAUUACACAUUCCCCGCCGGGCUCCCCAGCACCCCGGCUACGUGCGUGUGGAGUGGGACCCGCGCACACGCGUGGUCCCGGGAGGCGGGGCAGGAAAGGGGCACCGGGGAGGCUGACGGCCCCUUCUGACCCGGGCCCUGGGCGGCCGGCGCGAGCCUGCGGGGACAGGGCACAGCCACGCUGGCCGCUGCUGUCUACAGUUUGAAGCGAGGGAUUUAAAGACCGGAACCGGGCUGGUCGGAGCCCGGGGAGGUGGAGAGGAGGAGGAGGGAGAGGAAGAGACGCGGGGCUGGGAUUGUGGACGCCAGGAGCUCUGAAAAUCCAGAUGGCAAAUUCUAUGAAUGGCAGAAACCCUGGUGGUCGAGGAGGAAACCCCAGGAAAGGUCGAAUUUUGGGUAUUAUUGAUGCUAUUCAGGAUGCAGUUGGCCCCCCCAAACAAGCUGCAGCUGAUCGCAGAACUGUGGAGAAAACUUGGAAACUCAUGGACAAAGUGGUAAGGCUGUGUCAGAAUCCCAAACUCCAGUUGAAAAAUAGUCCGCCAUAUAUACUUGAUAUUUUACCUGAUACUUAUCAGCACCUGCGACUUAUAUUGAGUAAAUACGAUGACAACCAAAAGCUUGCCCAAUUGAGCGAGAAUGAGUAUUUUAAAAUCUACAUUGAUAGUCUAAUGAAAAAGUCAAAACGAGCAAUAAGACUUUUCAAAGAAGGAAAGGAGAGGAUGUAUGAAGAACAGUCACAGGACAGGCGGAAGCUUACAAAACUAUCCCUUAUCUUCAGUCACAUGCUGGCAGAAAUCAAAGCAAUCUUUCCCUCUGGUCAGUUCCAAGGAGAUAACUUCCGUAUUACGAAAGCAGAUGCUGCUGAAUUCUGGAGAAAGUUUUUUGGUGACAAAACUAUUGUACCAUGGAAAGUAUUCAGACAGUGCCUUCAUGAGGUCCAUCAAAUUAGCUCUGGCCUAGAAGCAAUGGCUCUGAAAUCAACAAUUGAUUUAACUUUCAAUGAUUACAUUUCAGUAUUUGAAUUUGAUAUUUUUACCAGGCUAUUUCAGCCGUGGGGCUCUAUUCUCCGGAAUUGGAAUUUCUUAGCUGUGACACAUCCCGGGUACAUGGCAUUUCUCACUUAUGAUGAGGUUAAGGCACGCCUGCAGAAGUACAGCACCAAACCUGGAAGCUAUAUUUUCCGGUUAAGCUGCACUCGACUGGGACAGUGGGCCAUUGGCUACGUGACCGGGGAUGGAAAUAUCUUGCAGACCAUACCUCACAACAAGCCCUUGUUUCAAGCCCUGAUUGAUGGGAGCAGGGAAGGAUUUUAUCUUUAUCCAGAUGGGAGGAGUUAUAAUCCCGAUUUAACUGGCUUAUGUGAACCUACACCCCAUGAUCACAUAAAAGUCACACAGGAACAAUAUGAAUUAUACUGUGAAAUGGGCUCCACUUUUCAGCUCUGUAAAAUUUGUGCAGAAAAUGACAAAGAUGUCAAGAUUGAGCCCUGUGGGCAUUUGAUGUGCACCUCUUGCCUUACUGCAUGGCAGGAGUCAGAUGGCCAGGGUUGCCCCUUCUGUCGUUGCGAGAUCAAAGGAACAGAGCCCAUAAUUGUGGACCCCUUUGAUCCCCGAGAUGAAGGCUCCAGGUGCUGCAGCAUCAUUGACCCCUUUGGCAUGCCCAUGCUGGACCUGGAUGAUGAUGACGACCGGGAGGAGUCUUUGAUGAUGAAUCGCUUGGCAAAUGUUCGAAAGUGCGCUGACCGGCAGAACUCACCAGUCACAUCACCAGGAUCCUCUCCCCUUGCCCAGAGAAGAAAGCCCCAGCAAGACCCGCUCCAGAUCCCACACCUCAGCCUGCCACCCGUGCCUCCUCGCCUGGAUCUGAUUCAGAAAGGCAUAGUUCGCUCUCCCUGUGGCAGCCCAACCAGUUCACCAAAGUCUUCUCCUUGCAUGGUGAGAAAACAAGAUAAGCCACUCCCAGCACCACCACCUCCCUUAAGAGAGCCACCCCCACCUCCUGAGCGACCUCCCCCAAUCCCGCCUGAAAACAGACUGAGCCGACACUUGCAGCACAUGGAGAGUGUGCCUUCCAGGGACCAGCCUAUGCCUCUUGAAGCUUGGUGCCCCAGGGAUAUGUUUGGGACCAAUCCGUCUAUUGGAUGUCGCAUCCUAGGGGAUGGCUCCCCGAAGCCCGGAAUCACAGCCAGCUCAAAUGUAAAUGGGAGGCACGGUAGAAUGGGCUCUGACCCAGUGUUUCUGAGGAAACACAGACGCCAUGAUUUGCCUUCAGAAGGAGCCAAGGUCUUCUCCAAUGGUUACCUGGGAAAUGAAGAGUAUGAUGUUCCUCCUCGACUGUCUCCUCCUCCUCCCAUCACUGCCCUGCUCCCUAGCAUAAAGUGUACUGGCCCAUUAGCAAAUUCUCUUUCAGAGAAAACAAGAGACCCAGUAGCAGAGGAUGUCGAUGAAUACAAGAUUCCUUCAUCCCAUCCAGUGUCUCUGAAUUCGCAACCAUCCCAUUGUCAUAAUGUAAAACCUUCUGUUAGAUCGUGUGAUAAUGGCCAUUGUAUAUUGAAUGGAACACAUGGUACAUCUUCAGAGAUGAAGAAAUCAAACAUCCCUGAAUUAGGCAUAUAUUUAAAGGGAGAUGUUUUUGAUUCAGCCUCUGAACCAGUGCCAUUGCCACCUGCCAGGCCUCCAACUCAGGACAGUCCAAAGCAUGAUUCUUCACUCAACAGGACGCCCUCUGAUUAUGAUCUUCUCAUCCCUCCAUUAGGUGAAGAUGCUUUUGAUGCCCUCCCCCCAGCCCUCCCACCUCCCCCACCCCCAGCAAGGCACAGUCUCAUAGAACAUUCGAAACCUCCUGGCUCCAACAGCCGCCCAUCCUCAGGACAAGACCUUUUCCUUCUUCCUUCAGAUCCCUUUUUUGACCCAGCAAGUGGCCAAGUUCCUUUGCCUCCUGCUAGGAGAUUACCAGGAGAAAAUGUCAAAUCCAACAGAACAUCACAGGAUUAUGACCACCUUCCUUCAUCUUCAGAUGGUUCACAAGCACCAGCCAGACCCCCCAAACCAAGACCCCGCAGGACUGCACCAGAAAUUCACCACAGAAAACCCCAUGGGCCCGAGGCAACAUUGGAAAAUGUCGAUGCAAAGAUCGCAAAACUCAUGGGAGAGGGGUAUGCCUUUGAAGAGGUGAAGAGAGCCUUAGAGAUAGCCCAGAAUAAUGUCGAAGUGGCCCGUAGCAUCCUUCGAGAAUUUGCCUUCCCUCCUCCAGUCUCCCCACGUCUGAAUCUAUAGCAGCCAGAGCUGUAAACGCCAAAAUGUAGAGCAGUUGACAGAUGUUCCAGGAGCAUGGAAAGAGAAGAUUGAGAUGGAAUUCAAGAGAGACGCCUCCUCCUCUUGAGAAGGAAGGCCCAGGAGCUCUCCUCCGAAGAUUUUUGCCUGCUCAGGAUGUCGACGCUGUGGCCCCGUUGUGUUGCUAGCCAUACUUUUAAAUCAGGGUUGAACUGACAAAAAUAAUUUAAAGACGUUUACUUCCCUUGAACAUUGAAUCUGUGAAAUGCUCUUCCUUGUUUACAAGUUGGCAAAGUUGCAGUUUUUGUUUUUGAUACUUGUGCUGUGUUCUUGACAGACCCUUUGCAGAGUGGUCCGGUCUGCUGUAACAUUUCUAAUAACCAUCACCUCUUUUGCUGUCCACAUCAACAGCAAAAUCACGUCUUCGUGUUGAUCUCCACCAUCUACGUCCUUCCCCACCCCCCAGGUCCAAUUCCAUUUCUGCCAUUUACAAGAUGCUUUAAAGGUUCUGAUUUUCAACAUAUCAAACUAAUGCAAAAAAUUAUUGUAUGGUCUUCACUACUGAGUCUUUUCUUUGGAAACCAUCACUUUUGAGAGAUGGGAAAAAACCUGAAUGUAUAAAGCAUUUAUUUGUUAAUAAACUGCCUUUUAUAAGGAGUUUUUACCUAAUAUAGAGGAGCUUGCCUUGUUUAAGUUUUAUAACCUUUCAUUUUUCCAUAUUCUUCAUCUGUGUCAUCCCAGGGGCGCCAUGGCACUAUAAAAAUCUAAAAUAUUAGAAAGCAACAACUUCAGAGAAAGUGCACAAGAGAUAAAAUUGCACAAGACGGUGCCAUACUGAAAUAAUCUAAUGAGGUCCUCAGGUAUUUAUAUCUGCAUUACUUUGGGGCAUGCUGAAUAAGAGGGCCACCUCCCUGAAAUAUAUUAAUAAACUUCAGCUAAAUCACAGACAUCCUGUACCUCUUCCAAAGUGGAAUAGAUGUCUUUCCCUGUUUGAGUGAUUAUACUGUGGGUCAUAACCGCUGUGGGACCACUUCCUUUUGCGAUGGAAACAUUAAGUCUUUAAUGCACUGUUAAGUGCCGAUGCUACUGUGGCAGUAUUUUUGCAAAGUUCCUAGUAAUUUCCUCCAGUCAAAUGAGGGUUCAUAUUUAAUUUGUAGAUUCUCAGUCCACAUUGCUCCAUCCAGUCAGGUGAAAGUAAUGUAUAGUUUUGCCUUUUUUGUAAAAUUGCAGUUGGUUGUUCAGAAACUGUGUUAUUACUUUGAAUAAAUUUACAAAUAUUUAUUGAGCAUCUACAGUGUACUUGGCACUGUUAGGCACUCUGUUUUUUAAGCACAGACUCUUCAUGAACUGAUUCUAGCAUAAUGUUUUAUUUUUUACGAUAGCAAAAGUCUCUGGUGGACAAACUCUGGGAGGUUGGCACUGGAGCUUCAGAAUUUUCUAACAGUUUAUCUUUCUUUUCCAUUCCUAAUGAGAAAGUAGAGGAGAAAUGAGACAAAACGCUGUAAAAUGCUUGAACCCACUGGCAGUUUUCUAAAUAUGGAUUAUUUGUGGGUUGUGCAUGUUCUAACCACUCCUUUCUUCACACCCAGUGUGAUGUUUAAAAAAAAAAAAACACAUUAGUUUCAGGUCAGGACUCAAGGGGACAGGACAUAACAUCUGAUAGGUCUGGUGAACUAAUAUGCAAGGCUUGCGUUGAUGCAGGGAGGGGAACGAAAGCAUUUCUUUGCAAAGUAACGUGUGCCCGUUCUUACAGUCUUGCUCUCAUGGGGUGAGAGGAUCCUUGAGGAUGUGUGCAAGCCUUGGAUAGUUUUUGUGCUUAAAUGAAUUUCUUGUGAUUCUGAGCUGGUUAUGUCCCUAGAGGGGAAUUUUUAAUUUUCCUUAUACUUCCUGUGAGUAGGUAUGAGUAUAGUUUUUUAUACUUUGAAAAUUGCAUUGGCUAAUUUUAUAUUGCUUUCUGAACUCUUAAGUUAUGUCAUCAUGAUUUUUCAUGUGUUGUAUUAGUUUUUGAUGUCACAUUGGCUUUAUUAUGACUGGAUGAUGAUAGGAACAGUCUAAAAGCCAAAAGUUGCCACUUUGUUGUGAUAACAUUGCCAUAACAUUCUUGAUAGAUUAGGGGAUGAUAUAAAAUAAGAAUGUUCGGAAACACAGUACAUUCUCAUUCAGUUUUCAAAUAACAAGUUAAAAUUUUCAGUGAGAAUUAAAAAAGAAAAGACUUGACAAUGUUGUAAAUUUGUACCGGAAGUUCAGGGUAGGAGGAAUUUUGCAAAUAGUUUUCUAGCCCCUACCAUAAACUCUCUAUAUCUUGUACUCAAUAGCACUCAUUACUUUUGUCCUCAACAAUAGCGAAUCACAAAAUCAUGCAGCAUAGAAUGGAAAGAGGGAAAUUUUCUCUCAAACAUUGCCAUGAAAACUCAUAGCUAUUGCCUAUGACAUAACUCAAAGAAUAUUUUUAAACAGAUAUUUAAACAAAAAUAUUUUUUCAUUAUAAAAGUAACUACCUAUUAGUGCUUAGAGAUGAUCCAGAUUUGGUUUCACUCUGAUUCAGAAAGUUAGACAUUCCUCCCAUUUCUCAAAAUUUGCUAAUUUAACACAUUUUUAAGCCAGUAUUUAAUAACUAUAAGAUUAAAAACAAAUUGUGGCCAAUAUUAACUCUCAUCCCCAAAUAUAGGGGUAAAAAGGAUUUAUAUUCAUCAUUAUUUCAGUAAAUUUAUCUCCAGUCUCUUUUCUUUUUCCUUUGAUACCUGACAUACCACAGCCAAAUUUUCUAGAAUAGAAUCAAAGCAUUUUAUGCUGGACUUGAAGUUCCACAAAUCUGACCGUUAGCUCUUACCUAUGCAUUUCCCCUUGCCCUCACCGCAAACAAACUCGGUAACAGAACCCUAAUUGCAACCUUAAAGGGCUCACGGCUAACUCAGUAUUUCACACACCAAGAACACUUCCCAAAAGUUUCUUUAUAAUGUGAAUUUUCUUAAUUUUUCAGUUCCAGAAGCAUUUCUUCUACAUUACUUUUUUUCUCAGAUUUUCAGCUUGAAGCUUUAAUUUGCACUGAAUUAUCUAACCUGGUUUACAAAUGCCUCUCUUAAAAUGAUGGAUUUGGAAGCAAAUUAACAGUAUAUUUUAAAUAAUACAGGUACUGCCUGUUAACCUGGAAUUUUAGUGCUUCUAGGAAGAGUUUCCAGAAAAAGACAGCAAAAGAGUGAAAGGUUUCCUUUCUAGUUACUAUUAUAUUGUUUUUAAUGCCUUUAAAAAAUGUCUGAGGUAGAGCCAGGGAUUUAGCUCAGUGGUUCUGGUGCCUGCCUCCCAAGCGCAAGAUCCUGAGUUUGAUGCCCAAUACAAAAAAAAAAAAGUGUCUAAGGUGGCAAAAUAGUUAUGUGUUCAAUUAAUUUAUAUUUUAUUCAUUCUGUUUCAUUUCUGGUUAUUAUGUAACCUCAAGUAUCUUUCUGUUCUUUUAAGGUAUUUUAUAAAAUGAAUGUUAACAAAA
Messenger RNA from Heterocephalus glaber (naked mole-rat), 6768 nucleotides. It is a transcript of the gene Cblb, whose product is annotated as Cbl proto-oncogene B. The record is from RefSeq and is a predicted model, not a curated record. Gene Ontology annotation, biological process: cell surface receptor signaling pathway; negative regulation of epidermal growth factor-activated receptor activity. Gene Ontology annotation, molecular function: calcium ion binding; phosphotyrosine residue binding; SH3 domain binding. Gene Ontology annotation, cellular component: plasma membrane; membrane raft. Lineage: Eukaryota; Metazoa; Chordata; Mammalia; Rodentia; Bathyergidae.